Aphanomyces astaci is the source of this 1427-nucleotide messenger RNA. RefSeq lists its product as hypothetical. The transcript has a single exon. NCBI's taxonomy places the organism in Eukaryota, Oomycota, Saprolegniomycetes, Saprolegniales, Verrucalvaceae. The coding region runs from base 58 to 1335 and encodes 425 amino acids. The record is from RefSeq and is a predicted model, not a curated record. Gene Ontology annotation, molecular function: cysteine-type endopeptidase activity. Gene Ontology annotation, cellular component: lysosome.
CAAACUCAACGAACGGAGAAUCCCAACGAGUCACUUUUGAAUUUGCAUCCUUCCACCAUGAAAUUGUACGCCGCGUUCGUCGUUGCGUCCGCCGCAGCCACCAAUCAGGCCACCAAUCAGUACGUGACCACGUUAUCCGCUGACGAACUCUCGCAACUGAGCGCGGAACUGGCCCAGUGGCGCCAGGACUUUGGUGCUGCCGCUACGGCCCAAGGUCUGCUGCCCCCCGCUGUGGAAAGCCAGAGCCCGUUGGAGGCGGAAACCGACGCGCUCCAGAGAUUCUUCGACAACAAGGUUGCCAUUGAGAUCGCCCGUCGCACCAACCCCAACGCCACGUUCGACAACGACCACCCAUUUGCACUGAUGACAGACGCCGAGUUCAAGAACCACGUAGGCCUGUCGUUCGAGGAAGGUUACAGCGCCUUCCGGUCUCUCCGCACCGCCGACUUAGACGUCUUCGCACCGCGAGCGACGUCCAUGGACUGGACCACCAGCAAGUGCGUCAACCCCGUGCGCAACCAAGGCAAGUGCGCGGGGUGCUGGUUGUUCUCGGCUGUGGGUACUGCCGAGUCGGCCCACUGCCUCGCCACGGGGGAACUCAUCGACUUGUCUGAGCAACAAGUGACCAGCUGCUCCACGAACGGUGGCGGCCAAGGCUGCCAAGGCGGCUGGCCGCACGCAGCCCUUGACUACCUCUCCAGUGGCGGGGGGUGCCUGGAGCAAGACUAUCCGUACACGUCCGGCAGCUCUGGUCAAAGCGGCACAUGCCAGAACUCGUGCUCCAAGAAGAAGCUCAGCUUUGGCGCGACCGUGCGGGUGUCUGGCGAGGCGGCGCUGGUCACGGCGCUGAACACCCAGCCCGUGUCGGUGCUUGUCGAAGGGGGCAACUCCGUGUGGCGAAACUACCGAGGGGGCGUCAUCACGCAAUGCCCGGGAGCACGGUCGGACCACGCCGUCGUUGCCGUGGGCUACGACAGCUCGUCCUACAAGAUCCGCAACUCGUGGGGCGCCAGCUGGGGCGAAGCCGGCUACGUUCGUCUGCAACGCGGUGGGGGUGGCAAGGGCACAUGCAACGUCGUCGAGGGGGUGUCGUUCCCCACCAUAAUCGCCCCCAAGCCAACCGUCUCGCCGCCCACGAAGACCACCACCAAACCAACCAAGCCAACCGUCUCGCCGUCCUCAAAAACCACAAACAUGCCUACCCCACAGGCGGGCUGCGCAACGUGUAGCCGCUGCUAUUACCCCGCUGCAAACUCGUGCUUGGACAGUGUCUUCACCAAGGGCUACUGUGAGUACUUUAAUCAUGGCUUCGGCACUGUGUGGUGCGGCAGCUAAGUUUGGACCGUUGGCCUUGCUUUGGCCUUGUUGAGCAUGUGAAUACGUUGUGUUGUAGUGAGGGUUAAUCAAAUUAAAACGUAACAGUGCAU